Fomitiporia mediterranea MF3/22 is the source of this 729-nucleotide messenger RNA. Its product is annotated as peptidase C12, ubiquitin carboxyl-terminal hydrolase 1. Gene Ontology annotation, cellular component: cytoplasm. The transcript is spliced from 7 exons. Gene Ontology annotation, biological process: protein deubiquitination; ubiquitin-dependent protein catabolic process. Gene Ontology annotation, molecular function: cysteine-type deubiquitinase activity. The record is from RefSeq and is a predicted model, not a curated record. NCBI's taxonomy places the organism in Eukaryota, Fungi, Basidiomycota, Agaricomycetes, Hymenochaetales, Hymenochaetaceae. The coding region runs from base 1 to 729 and encodes 242 amino acids.
AUGUCGGAAACUGGCACUCGAUGGAUUCCGUUGGAAAGCAACCCUGAUUGGUCCCGUAAAGUCGGCCUUGUCCUCUCGCAAGAUGAAUUCACGGAUGUGUAUUCGGUUGUCGAAGAGGAGCUUUUGGCGAUGGUACCACAACCUGUGAAGGCGGUGGUUCUGCUCUUCCCGAUCACGGAAGCCUUUGAAACGAAAAGGAAGGAGGAAGAUGCGGCGUUGGAAGCGGGAAAGCUGCCACCUGUUGAUUCUACUGUGAUUUGGAUUAAGCAGACGAUCUCGAAUGCCUGUGGAACUCUGGGUCUUCUCCAUGCACUAAUGAACUCUCGUGUAACUAUAGCACCCGAGAGCACGUUGGCCAAGUUCAUUGAUCAAUGCAAAGAGAAAACUCCAGAGGAAAGAGCCAAAUUGCUCGAGACCACACCUCUAUUUGCAGAUGCCCACCGUACAGAAGCAAGCUCGGGACAGAGCGCCGUGCCGAGGAAUCUGGACACAGAUUAUCACUUUACCACUUUCGUCCUUGCGCCGAGCGAGGGGGAGCCAGGAAAGACGAAAGGUAUGGAAGGACACCGUCUUGUGGAGCUUGAUGGUCGGCGUGCUGGGCCGGUUGACAGGGGACCCAGCGAAGAUCUUCUCAAGGAUGUCGCUGCGUUUGUGCGGGAGAAGUUCCUCGCGCAGUCGGACAGUGUGAAUUUGAAUGUUAUGGCGUUGGCGCCUCCGCAGGAGAAGUGA